AUGUAUUCAAUCUUACCUAAUUGUCAUAGAUUUUGGAUUCUACGUGUUGGAGUACUCACAUUAUCUGUGAAUGGAUGUCCAAGAAGGACAAACAAUAAUGUUGAGUCCUUCCACAAAUCAUUACAAUUGAAAUUUUCUGUCUCUCACCCUAACCUAUGGGUAUUUUUGGAACAACUUAGCCAUUUAAGUGAAAAUUACCACAUUGUAGUAGAUCAGCUCUCGAAUGGAUUACAACCAACCAAAAAACUUAGUGUUAAAUUCUUGGCGAAUAGUGCCAGAAUACGUAGAGCCACAGAGGAAUAUGAUUCACAUCUAAUUACAUUGAGGCAGUUUUUAGAACGGUGUUCAUAUUCGAUGGCAGCAUAUGAAAUGCGCCAAAGACAUUGGGCAUUAGGCGUUCAAAAUGUAAGAGAGAUUGAUCAAGUUGAAAAUAAUGAAGAAGUCAAUGAAGAUGAUGCUGUAGAGCAAGAAAAUAUUGUAGCAAGAGAAGUUGAUGAAAUUGGGGAAAUAGAGAAUGAAAAUGAUGCUGUAGAAAUGGAAAAUAUGGAUAAUCAAAGACCAGUCAGAGACCGCCAAGUACAAUUAUAUGAAGUGCCAGAAAUACUAAGUAGUUACUUAUAUUUUUAAUUAUUAAUAUUUAGGUUUUCAUUAUCGUAACCAUAUAUUACAGUGUAAUAAUUACAAUAUAUUACAGGCUAAUAUUACAGUGGCGGAUCUAGGGAAAGGGGGAAGAAAAGGGGGCAUUUUCCCAACAAUCGCCGUAGUUUAAAGUUUCCCUAUGUUUUACACUAUGUUUAGCCAAUUUUGUAGCCUCUUUGUACUUUUCCCCUCUCACCCAAAUAAUUAAGCACUGGAUCCGCCACUGCCAUAUUAUAAACUAUUAAGUAUAUCUAAAUUAUAAGCAAAGUACCUAAAAAUAUAUAGGAACUUAAUAUUUUUGAAUUGGUAGGUAACAUGUCCUAACAUGUCAAUAAUAUUUGUUGAUAUUUCUUUAAAGCAGUUACACUGGUUUUACUGGAAAUUAAUAAAUUAUGUAAAUUAAAUUAGGAAAUUUAUUUAUUUAUAUGAAGAUACAGACGAGAGUCCUAUUUCAUAAUUUUACAAUGUGGGCAGAAUAUACAAACAAUAUUUAAUUUUUAAUAGUUGCAAAUGUACAACGAAGAAAUACGCUGUUUGAUAUUGAAGAUGAUGAGCCAUUAUUUGCUCCUAAUGGCAAGUAUAUUAGUUUUGUUAAUCUCAUGUAAAAAUAUAAUAUGAAUGUAAUACA
Molecule: messenger RNA, 1267 nt
Organism: Acyrthosiphon pisum (pea aphid)
Lineage: Eukaryota; Metazoa; Arthropoda; Insecta; Hemiptera; Aphididae
Exons: 5
Coding region: 1-627 (208 amino acids)
Source: RefSeq, a predicted model, not a curated record